Doryrhamphus excisus (bluestripe pipefish) is the source of this 3777-nucleotide messenger RNA. It is a transcript of the gene ppp2r5b, whose product is annotated as protein phosphatase 2, regulatory subunit B', beta. Lineage: Eukaryota; Metazoa; Chordata; Actinopteri; Syngnathiformes; Syngnathidae. Gene Ontology annotation, molecular function: protein phosphatase activator activity. Gene Ontology annotation, biological process: protein dephosphorylation; signal transduction. Gene Ontology annotation, cellular component: nucleus; cytosol; protein phosphatase type 2A complex. The record is from RefSeq and is a predicted model, not a curated record.
UGUGCGACUUGAUGGUGCUCGCUGAGCCGUUGUAGGACGACCAGAUAACGGAUAACCGACACGGGAGCGGAACAAACACACACGGGGGGGCUGCCGUUGUGUGACAAAGGACAUUUCGGGAUUUUUGUGUGUGUGUUUCGUUUCAUCGGCGAGCUUUUUGUUUCCUUGUUGAAGGAGGGGAGAGGCAGGACUCAUCAGCGGAGCCGCGCAUGACGGCGUGGUGAGGCUUGUUCCCCCGCCCUGAGAACGUCUGGAGGACAUCAGGGGGGGCCACGCCAGGGCUGAUUAAAAAGGAGCAAAACAGAACCCUCACCUUGCCCCCCCCCUCCCUUUCCUCCCCCUUUCCAUCCUCCUCCUCCUCCAUCCUCACCGGCCGAGAAGACAUCGGUGGUCCAAGAGGGUCCCCAUGCAGUCCCCCGCCAUGGAGACGACCAAGCUGCCCCCGUCCAGCCCGUCCUCGCCCACCACAAGCUUCUCGGUGCCGUCAGCGGAGAAGGUGGACGGCUUCCCGCGGCGCUCCAUGCGCAGGGUGCGCCAGAGGAGGUCCCACAGCUCGUCCCAGUUCCGGUACCAGAGCUCCCAGGUGGAGCUCACACCUCUGCCCCUCCUCAAAGAUGCUCCCGUCGCCGAGCUCCACGAACUGUUCAGCAAGAAGCUGCAGCAGUGCUGCGUGCUCUUCGACUUUCUGGACUGCGUGGCCGACCUGAAGGGCAAGGAGAUCAAACGUGCGGCUCUCAACGAGCUGGUGGAGAGCGUGGCCACCAGCAGAGGUGUCCUCACGGAGCCGCUCUACCCAGAGAUCAUUAAAAUGAUUUCGGUGAACAUCUUCCGCACUCUGCCACCGAGUGAGAAUCUUGAGUUUGACCCAGAGGAGGACGAGCCCACACUGGAGGCUUCCUGGCCGCAUCUUCAGUUGGUGUAUGAGUUCUUUCUGCGUGUCUUGGAGAGCCCAGACUUCCAGCCCUCAGUGGCCAAACGCUAUGUGGACCAGAAGUUUGUCCUGCAGCUCCUGGAGCUCUUUGACAGCGAGGACCCCAGGGAGAGGGAGUACCUGAAGACCAUACUCCACCGCGUUUAUGGAAAACUACUGGGCCUCCGAGCUUACAUCCGCAAGCAGAUCAACAACAUCUUCCUCAGGUUCAUAUAUGAAACUGAGCACUUCAAUGGAGUCGCGGAGCUGCUGGAGAUCCUCGGCAGCAUCAUAAACGGCUUCGCUCAGCCUCUGAAGGCCGAACACAAGCAGUUCCUGGUGAGGGUUCUCAUCCCUCUGCACACGGCAAAGUCCCUCUCUAUAUUUCACGCACAGAUGGCAUACUGCGUGGUGCAGUUCAUGGAGAAAGACGCCACCGUGACUGAAUAUAUCAUCCGAGGGCUGCUGAAAUACUGGCCAAAGACGUGCACGCAGAAGGAGGUGAUGUUCCUGGGUGAGAUCGAGGAGAUCCUGGACGUCAUCGAGCCAUCUCAGUUCAUCAGGGUUCAGGAGCCGCUCUUCAAGCAGAUCGCAGGCUGCAUCGCCAGCCCUCACUUCCAGGUGGCCGAGCGUGCCCUCUACUUCUGGAAUAACGAGUACAUACUGAGUCUGAUCGAGGAGAACUGUCAAGUCAUCCUGCCGUUGGUCUUCGCCACCCUCUACAGAGUCUCCAAGGAGCACUGGAACCCAACCAUCGUGUCUCUGAUCUUUAAUGUGCUGAAGACCUUCAUGAAGAUGAACAGCACUUUGUUUGAAGACCUCACCGCCUCCUACAAAGCAGAGAAACAGAAGGAGAUGAAGCGGGAGAGGGAGCGUGCUGAGCUGUGGCGAGGCCUGGAGGAGCACCAGGAGCGCUGGCUACAGAUGCUGACCGAGGCCGCCCGCAACCAGCGCAACCUCCAGGAUCGAGGUGAGAGGGAGGAUGCGCCGCCUCGCACGUCCCCGCAGGCGGCCCGCGCCGACCUGCCUGAGGCCCAGCCCGGCAGGGGUGGCCCGGGUGAGAGCGCCACCUAGGUGCAGGCGUGGAGGCGGUGCUCAAACACUUCAGUCAGAAAACGGUACAGUGGAACCCAAUGAAGUCAGUCCUGCUUAUGUCGACAACCUGUCUAUGUCACGUCCCGGUCGACUGUUUUGUUAUCGCAAAAAAGCACCCGCUUAAGUUGAUGUCGACAUAAAAUUGACCCAAAAUAAUCAUUUCUAUGAUAAAUGGGUCCGACAAAUGUAGUAGUGUUGUUACCUCAUCAUUAUUGGUAAACCAUGUAAACCAGUAACAAACCUACUGUCUAGUUGCACAGUGACUUCCUUCCGUCGGAAGAAAACUGUUCCCAUGUAUGAAAGCUUUAUUGUCAAUGUCGUGUAGACAUACGAUUAAAUUAUCACGUAUAAUUAAGUAUAUCAAGUAUAUGAGAAUCAAAUUAAAAAUCUACAAAGUCGGAAAAACAUGUCAACAAACAAAUAUCCUUCAUCAUCCACUCUUCUUCCAUUCUCUAUGGACGAAGUCACAAAUAAAUGGCUUCGAUUAUGUCGACAACCUUCUGAUGUCGAUGUCCAUCGGCCAUUCCAGUGGGCGUCGACAUAAGCGGGUUCCACUGUACAAAGCGAAUCGAUAUUUUAGUGUUCGUGUUUCUUUUUCACAUUGUCUUAAAAGGUACUUUAUAUCGAUUGUUUUUGUAUUCUGAGAAAAAAACAAACCUGAUACUGAAACUUUAUUUUCUAUUCGAUAAGGAAAUGUAAUUUUGUUUGAAGACAAGGGUCAGGUUUGUGUGUGUUCAUGUGUGUGUGUGUGUGUGUGUGUGUGUGUGUGUGUGUGUGAAACAUUGUUUACAUGAGAAUGUAUCAUUAAACAAAACGAUUGUUAAUGACCUACCUUUUAACCAAAUAAGUCAAGUUUCGGAAUCCAAGCGUCAAGAAAUAUAAUUAGCGUGUUCCAGUUUACAGACACAAUGAAGUUUAUGCUGAAUUUUCCAUUUUAUUUUAUUUUAUUUUAUUUUAUUUUAUUUUAUUUUAUUUUAUUUUAUUUUAUUUUAUUUUAUUUUAUUUUAUUUUAUUUUAUUUUAUUUUAUUUUAUUUUAUUUUAUUUUAUUUUAUUUUAUUUUAUUUUAUUUUAUUUUAUUUUAUUUAGCGCUUUGUUUUGGACUGCAGAGAGUGGGGACCUACCUUCUUAUUUAAAAGAAUAAUAAUAAUAAUGCUCAUCGCCCCCUGGUGGCUGGAAGGUUUAUUUAAUGCUGCUGAUACGCUUAAACUAGCCCCCCCCCCCCCCCCCAAAAAAAAAACAAAAAAACAAAUGAGGCAAAACAAAUCAAAUACAUUUUUUGGUGAUUGUUUUACAUUCCAAUUUGAUUGUUCUCCUCAACUGCAACUCUGUGUGUGUUUGUGAGUGUGAGUGUGUGUGUGUGCGCGCACGUGUGUAUUCACAUCCAUCUCACUCCUUCAUUGCCCCCCUUAUGGCGGCUUUUAUCACAAAGGAGUGGGGGAAGAGGCGGGGGAUGUUGCAGGCCGAGGAAAGUCCUAGAUGUAGACGUGCUAGAACGGCAAUAAGUCAGUCGGCGCCGUGCGAGUGUCGUUCCAAAUGCAUUCUAACGUAGCAAUUUCACUCAAACUCCUAGAUUUGCACUGUCCUGAUGCCCGACGAGUCUGUGGUUGUUGUCUUCUUCAAGAUGAAAAAACUUGUUUCAUGACAAUAAGAGAUCUUCUUCUGAGAGGAAGCUGAUGUAUAUUUUGGGCGGGUGUUUUUAAGUUGAAUGUAGAAAGGAUUACUGUAAGUAACGUUAGACUGGAAAGGGAUCGGGAGGGGGGGGACAUUAACU